Messenger RNA from Chenopodium quinoa (quinoa), 435 nucleotides. Its product is annotated as protein FAR1-RELATED SEQUENCE 5-like. The transcript has a single exon. NCBI's taxonomy places the organism in Eukaryota, Viridiplantae, Streptophyta, Magnoliopsida, Caryophyllales, Amaranthaceae. The record is from RefSeq and is a predicted model, not a curated record. Bases 1 to 435 code for a protein of 144 amino acids.
AUGACAAAGUCUAAGGUUGCAUCGCGUAACAUCAUGACAACUAUUGUAGAGCAAUUUCCUGAUGAUCAUCCAAACAUCAGACACAUUGACAAUUGCCGGAAUGACUUGAGAAAGGAGAUGUAUGAAGGCAGAGGAGUUGUUCAGCAAUUUCUUUAUUUGGCGAGACAGAGUCGGUAUAUUUACUGGGUCAUGGCCGAUGACCUCGGCGUUAUGCAACAUGCAUUUAUGGUGCACCCAAUCACGGUAAACAUACUACGCACAUACCCACAUGUAAUCGGUAUGGAUUCGACAUACAAGAGCAACCGAUACGAGAUGCCGUUCUUUGAGAUAGUAGGUAGUGUAACACCGACAAAUCAAAAUUUCCUCGUUGGUUAUGUGGUCAUUCGCAACGAGUGCACGACAAGCUAUCGGUGGGUGUUGCAGAGAUUAAGGUAG